Manihot esculenta (cassava) is the source of this 1300-nucleotide messenger RNA. RefSeq names its product tRNA 2'-phosphotransferase 1. The record is from RefSeq and is a predicted model, not a curated record. Bases 230 to 1171 code for a protein of 313 amino acids. The transcript is spliced from 8 exons. Gene Ontology annotation, biological process: tRNA splicing, via endonucleolytic cleavage and ligation. Gene Ontology annotation, molecular function: tRNA 2'-phosphotransferase activity. NCBI's taxonomy places the organism in Eukaryota, Viridiplantae, Streptophyta, Magnoliopsida, Malpighiales, Euphorbiaceae.
UUUGCCUUACGAGAGGACACCUUCUAGUUGGCUCAAGAUUUCCCCUAAUUAGCUUUUCAGGUGUUUCGUACAAAUUCUAUUACAAUACUGAAAGUAGAUCAGGCCCACAUGACUUGGAUGGUUUUGAUUCUCUGCUAGCCUACUAGCGGCGCUUCCACCAAUAGAUUACCUACACUUAUCACUAGCACCGUUAGAGUUUCCGAUUUCUCAUUUCUCACCUCUGUUCCAUAUGCGGGGUAGUUCUAGCUGCUGCGGAAUACGAAUUCUAUGCUGCUUCCGAUCCUAUCUCACACCUAGCCUUACCAGUUGCAGCGUGUCUUCUCUUCCCUGGCUCACUAGGUCUCCUUCCUCUCGUUUUAUAGACAACGCAAAGAACAUGAGCUCUUCUUUUCCUUCUUUUGGCCAUUCCUGUGGAAGCGGAAGAGGGUCGGAGAUGAAACCCGAUAGAGAAAGAUCGAGGGGUCAUGGUGGUACAGGAGGCAAGGAUAAAAUUGAUGCUCUUGGGAGACUCUUGACACGCAUUUUGCGCCAUAGGGCUUCUGAGUUAAACUUGAAUAUUCGGAGUGAUGGGUAUGUCAAAGUUCAAGAUUUGUUGAAGUUGAAUAUGAAAACAUUUGCCAAUAUUCCGUUAAGGUCGCACACAGUUGAUGAAAUUAAGGAGGCUGUUAGAAAGGAUAAUAAGCAGCGAUUCAGCCUUUUGGAGGAAAAUGGGGAGCUCCUAAUACGUGCAAACCAAGGCCAUACAGUAAAGACAGUCGAAUCUGAGAGCUUACUAAAAGCAAUCCUUUCAGCUGAGGAAGUCCCAGUGUGUGUACCUAUUGUAUUAUGUACUGCUCUUUUUCCUGCCCUUGCAGUGUGUGUACAUGGGACCUAUAAGAGGAAUUUGGAAUCUAUAUUGAAGUCUGGCUUAAAGCGCAUGAAAAGAUUGCAUGUUCACUUCGCAUGUGGCCUACCAACUGAUGGUGAAGUUAUUAGCGGUAUGAGGAGGGAUGUUAAUGUUUUGAUACAUCUUGAUGUUAAAAAAGCUCUAGAAGAGGGAAUGAAGCUAUAUAUAUCUGAUAAUGGGGUGAUCUUGACUGAAGGUUUUGAUGGUAUCGUGCCUGUAAAGUACUUUAAAAAGAUUGAAUCAUGGCCAGAUGGACAACUUAUUCAUUUUCAAACACAAAUUUGAUUAUGUGUGCUCCUUUUUCUUUUUUGAACCAUGCUAGCUUGGCAUGUAUGCGAUUUAGAAUGAAUGAGCUUUUUGCAACAAAGUCAUCAAGAAUAGAAUUAAACUUUUCUUGGAUGAUCCGUUUCUUAU